UAUAAUCUGUUGCAUGUUUUAUUACUGAAAAAGUUUGUUUGUACCCUCAGAUUAGACGGGAAAAUCCAAAAUAUUCUUAAGUCCUAAAGUAAGUUGAUAUUUAUCCCACUAUGGGGACAGUUCAGGUGAAAUGAACCUAGUUGUUAACUUCUAUCAGUAGUUUCCUCACCAUAAGGUCAAUACAUUGUUCUUAUGUUUUAGGCUGGAUAUGGGGAAUGAUCAUCAACUGCAAUGUGCCAGGAUUUGACCAUGUCUCUAUAGAGUUGGGUUUGUACCAGAAGUUCGAUCAUCUAAAAGUCAAAGUCUACACUAUCUUUAGUGAUGGCCAGACCAUUUGUCUUAUCCACAGAAGUGAAGCUUUGCAAAGGGCUGGGGUGAAUAAAUCACAUAAGAUCACUUGGAGUUAUAGUGGAGACAUCACUGUUGCAUCAAGGAAAAUGAGUGCUGUGAACAAUAAACAAAGGGAUGUGCAUGACUUGAUGAUGGACAUUUUGGAAGCAGGUUGCCUCUUGGAAAUGAAAAAAAUAGCUUCCAGAAACAGUAAGUAGUUUUUCAAAGAUUAAUAUCACAUACAUAUUGUGAGUGGCAUAAUAGUAUGAUCUGAGUAAACUAAAGUAGUAUUAAUUGACUAAUUAAGGUUUAUAUUAAAAGAAAAUCAACAAGCAAGUGUUGAAACCAACACAAAUUUUACGUUAUUCACUUAUCUAAUUAUAAGUAUAACCAGUGAUAGAACUGUGCCAGCUGCUUCAGCAUAAAUUAAUGCAAAUCUAAGGCAUCACAAACCUUAUACAAGAGGAAAAAACAUUUCUUUCUUCUCUUGGAAGCUAACAUUUUUCAUACCUUUGAUAAGAAAAGACCAGAAGGGAUGUAGAUGUAGCUGGCCAAGUCCCACACUGAAACCAACACAAAUUUUACAUUAUUCACUUAUCUAAUUUUAAGUAUAUUUUGAAAAAUGGUUUGUUUUUAAACCCUAAAUACAUUUUCUUUGAUAAUUUACUGCUGCAUAUAAAUAUAUUUUAACAGUUCCAUUUAAUCCCUCCAGGCAGCUUAUCAUCAGCUGCAGUUGUAUCAUAUGCUUCAUCUUGAUAUACCUUAUCUUGAUUUUGUUUCCCAUAAUAACUUUACUACACCCAUAUUAUCUUUGUUCAGAUUACCCAGUUUAUUGGUUAAUCUGCAGUUUCUUUCACUUUUAUGAAAUGCAUGGACCUUUUUUUUGAUAUUUCAUUUCAUCUUGUUCCAUGAUAAUUUCCAGCUGAUAUUCAUGCACAAUAAAUA
Molecule: messenger RNA, 1275 nt
Organism: Ruditapes philippinarum (Manila clam)
Lineage: Eukaryota; Metazoa; Mollusca; Bivalvia; Venerida; Veneridae
Exons: 4
Coding region: 216-548 (110 amino acids)
Source: RefSeq, a predicted model, not a curated record